Molecule: messenger RNA, 2677 nt
Organism: Mytilus californianus (California mussel)
Lineage: Eukaryota; Metazoa; Mollusca; Bivalvia; Mytilida; Mytilidae
Product: basal body-orientation factor 1-like
Exons: 11
Coding region: 98-1633 (511 amino acids)
Source: RefSeq, a predicted model, not a curated record
CAACAAUAUGGCGGCGAUCAUGUAGUCCAUUUGGAAAUUUGGGAUUUAAGCAAAAACUGCAUUCCUUUCAAUAAGAUACGGACUAUACAUCAUCACAAUGCCAAAGAAGGGAAAGAAAGGAAAGGGGAAGAAGGGCAAGGGAAAGAAGGGGAAGAAGGGAGCAAAAAAGCAAGAAUCAGUAGCCAAGUUAGCUGUAGCAAACUCAAAAGUAUGGGAAGCAAAAUUAGACAUAGCAGAGACUGCAAAAUCAGAAUACAGGGAACAUGCUAAGAAACUUAUGUUAGAGAAUGAUCAGCUUCAAAGUUCUAUGGUACAGAAUGAACAGGAAUCUAUUGAGAUAUUUACACUGCUGCAACAAAAUGAAGAGAAAAAGAAUAACCAGAUGGAGAAAAUGCAACAGUCCAUUCGUGAGGUUAAAAAAGAACACAGAAAAGAGAAAGAAAACAUUGUGGAAGGUUUCAGUAAACAGAUAAAUGAGCUGGAGGAAAAACUGGAAGAACGAACACAGGAAGUGCAUGUAAUGAGGAGUGAACUUAAGAUGGUGACUGAUUUCCAGAAACAGAAAACAUCUAUGAUGAGGGAAUUAGACAAUAUUAAAAAUGAUAUGCACAAUGCCAACAGAGACCACAAAGGCACACUGGCUAGGAUGGAACAGAAAUUCUUUGAAGAAAAGAUGAGGUUACAACAAGAAGCCAAUCAAAAAAUAGCUGAGUUAGCAGAAAGAGCACACACAGAAGCUAUUGCUAAUUUAGAUGAAACAACAAAAUCAGUGUAUAAGGAGAACGUAAGAUUAUCAGAGGCCCUAAACUAUCAUAUGAAAGAAGGAGAAGUAUUAAAGAAGAAAGUAGCCAGAUUAGAUGAAGAAAAUGAAAGUUUGAAAGGAGAUAAAGAAUUAAAUGAUAUGAUGAUUCAGGAGAAAGUUACUCAAGUUAGACAACAGAAAGAACAAAUCAGAGAGUUACAAGAAAAAGUGGAGUUAUUAGAGAAAUCUCUGAGUCACAUGUCUAGAGAGUUUGACACGACAAGGAAAGACCUAAUAACCAGAUCAAGAAUAGAAAACGAAGCUUCAAAAAUAGAAAUAGCUAAAUUACAACGUGUGAUUGAACUGAAAAAUAAAGAAAUGAACAAAGUGAAAAGAUUAGCCAAAAAUAUUCUGGAUCAGAGGACAGAGUUAGAACGGUUCUUCUUAGAGUCGUUAGAACAAGUACGAAUGGAAAUAAAUGCUAAUCAAGCCCAAUACAGACAAGAUGCCCAGAAAGCUUACCAACAGAAAAUGUUAAAUGCUUACAGUGGCAAGGGAGAUUAUCCUAGGAUUAGGACAUUCAAUAAGUCAGAUCAAAGCACCAAUAAUGUGUACUCAGAUUUACAGGCUGCUGAAAAAAUGUAUGAUAUAGGAGGGAAAGCUGAUGUCAGUGAUCUAACAUGGGAACAGAAAGAGAAAGUGCUGCGAUAUCUGUUUGCCAGGAUGAACGGGAGUGCCAAACCACCAAAUCUUCCCAAGCCACCACCUCUGCCUGCUAUAGAUAGAAGCCAACAACUCAGUAUCACUGGUGGACAAAUGCCUGAAGAUUCUAAAGAUGAAACUUUCCUGACACAAGCUAGAAUGGAAGAAGCUGAACCAGUUGGGUCUUAAAGCAGAAAACAUCAUUUACUGAACAUUUACUGACUUGUGCUUUUUAAUGUAACAUUGUUAUCUGUCUUUAAUUGAAGUGAUGUAUUGAUACAAUGUUUCAAGAAUAGAACAGAAAGUUUUGGGUUUUUUUUGUACGAAAAGAACACUUUUAAGGGAGAAAAUAUAUAUGGUUACUGUAUUAAAAAUCUUGUUUAUACAAAUGUUUUGCCUUUUAUCUACUUUUUGUGUUAAUGGACCAGGAUGGGGAAAGUAUGGAAGAUGAAUGCAUGUUGAGUGCUUGGUAAAUCAAAGCAAAACUAUAUUAAGUUACUUCUUGUUUAUUCUUUUUGAAGAGAUGAGAAACUGAAAUAUUUGCUAACUGUGACAAUUUAAGUUAUCUCCCCUGGUCAUUAGGAUCACAAGAUAGCAUAUUACCAACUAAACAUGGGUCUUGUAACUGACAUGUACCUUUCCUCGUCUUAGAUGAUAUCCUUUUCUCAUAAAUAAGGGAGAUAAUCAAAUCAAAUCAAAGAUUAAAAACAUAAACUUUUUUUGUUUUGGAAGGGGAUAAAGAAAAUAGUGAAUGCAUGGGUUUAUAUGUUUCUUAUGUAACUUUUUAUUAUGUUAUAGCUGUGAAAGUAUGAAAGUUGAAUGUAGAGAUAUAAUUCACUGAAAAGGGGCAGAUUUUCUGUAAAACUUAGGAAUGAAUGAGACAGUUAUGUAUCUUCUUUGUUUACUGAACUUUAGAAACUUUUUCUUUUUUUUAUCAUAAUUAUUAAUUUGCCUCCCACAGAAUAUGGCAUUGUUAAAGAUACUUUGCCUUGAGACAUCUUUUUUACCUUUAUUUACAAACAAGUACUUGAUAUAAGUGAAUGCCAUAAUCUUAUUGAUAUGACCAGUAAAGUUCAUAUUGUGUACCUAGUCUUAACAUUCCGUUCCUUACAAUGAUAGUGAUGAUGACAAUUAUGCCUUAGAUAAAUGUGAUAGGUUAUUUAAAUUUUAUCAGAUGUCUAUUUUAUUUUUGUUUUUAUGUGAAAUCUGUGAUAAACAUAUUAUAUAAAUCUG